AUGCCCAUAUUCACGUCUCUUCCCUCUUCCCUCCCCAUUAACAGGGUCGCACUCACGUUGAUCCAACGCAACAUCCGCAAGUACCUUGGCAUGCGAAACUGGCCUUGGUGGCGACUCUUCACCAAAGUGAAACCGAUGCUGAAUGUAGCUCGUCAAGAGGAAGAGAUGAAGAAGGCGUUUGAAGAGCUGACCAAAAUGAAAGAGGAUUUCGAGAAGGUGGAGAAGCUGAAGAAGGAGUUGGAGGAGCAGAAUGUGACAAUUUUGCAGCAGAAAAACGAUCUCUUCCUACAACUGCAGGCGGAACAGGACAACUUGUCGGACGCUGAAGAGAAGAUAGCCAAAUUGAUUCUACAAAAGGCCGACAUGGAGCAACGAAUAAAAGAGUUCGAGGAACGCCUUGCCGACGAAGAGGCGUCUGCGGGUCAGGCAGAAGAGUCGAAAAAGAAGCUGGCCAGUGAGAUUGAAGAGUUGAAGAAAGACGUGGAAGACCUUGAAUCCUCGCUACAAAAGGCGGAACAAGAGAAACAGGUGAAGGACAACCAGAUCAAGAUGCUUCAAGGCGAACUGGCGGACAAAGACGAAGCACUGGGCAAAAUGGGCAAAGAGAAAAAGGCUCUGGAGGAACAAAACAAGCGAACCCAAGAGGCCUUGCAGGCCGAAGAGGACAAAGUGAACCAUUUGACGAAGCUGAAGCAGAAACUAGAAUCCACUCUCGAUGAGGUAUGGCUCUGCCCCCAAUUCGUACUCGUACACAUCUUCGUUAUGACACAUUUUCAGAUGGAGGAGACCAUUGCUCGUGAGCAAAAACUCCGCGGUGACGUUGACAAAGCUCGGCGAAAGUUGGAAGGUGACCUGAAGGCCACACAAGAGACGGUUGACGACUUGGAACGUGUGAAACACGAGCUUGAAGAGCAAUUGAAACGGAAGGAGGGUGAGAUUAACGGACUGAACAGCAAGUUCGAGGAUGAGCAGAGCAUUGUUGCCCAAUUGCAACGCAAGAUCAAAGAAUUGCAAACUCGCAUUCAGGAACUCGAAGAAGACCUUGAGGCAGAACGUGCUGCCCGUACAAAGUCAGAAAAAGCUCGCCAACAGGUCAGUUUUUCCCUUUUUCUUCGAGCCUCAACGAACCGUAGUCGCCUGUAG
Messenger RNA from Protopolystoma xenopodis, 1143 nucleotides. NCBI's taxonomy places the organism in Eukaryota, Metazoa, Platyhelminthes, Monogenea, Polystomatidea, Polystomatidae. The record is from the annotation of a GenBank genome assembly.